AUGGCCCCUAAAAAGGCCCGUGACUUUAGCUUCCUCCUGAAGGAGGAGCGCCCCAUCAUUAACGAGGCUAACCAGCAAGAGCCCGAGGAGCCGUCGGCGGAGGCGCAAGCACAAGCAGCAGAGACGGCUGACAUGGCCGCCAUGAUGGGGUUUGCCGCCUUUGGAACCGUGACUGAAUCGCGGGAGGUGCGCGAAAAGCGUGAAUCCGAGCUUCUCGCACAACGCAAGCGCGCCGACCCCAUGGCUUUUGCUGCGAAGCCGACCUCGACCGGGGCCGCUGGUUCAGGGCAAUCGACUUCGGGCCAGCGGCCCAGCAGGCAGGAGCGCGGUGGCAGUGAAGACGAAGGCGGCGAUGAUGAUGAAGAUGACGCUGAUCAUGAUUCUGAAGCUAGCCGCCAGCCUCAGACGGCUUUUGAAGAGGAUCAAGAAACCACGCUGGGCGUGCCCAUCUCUCACGAGAUUGUUUUACAACACGGGAGUCGCCCCGUUUCUGCCCUGGCAUUGGAACCCAACGGUGCACGGCUGGUUUCAGGGGGCUACGAUUAUCAACUCAAGUUUUGGGACUUUGCUGGCAUGGAUGCGGCUUUGGCACCUUUUCGACAGAUUUUGCCACACGAGGGCUUGCUCAUGAUGAAAAUGAAUCGCUCUCGCUUGCCAACUCGUCCCGUGCUGGUUCUUGCGUAUGUAUGUAUGUGUGUGUGUGUGUGUGUGUGUGUGUGUGUGUGUGUGUGUGUGUGUGUGUGUGUGUGUGUGUGUGUGUGUGUGUGUGUGUGUGUACUGGUCUGCACGGGCCGACCCCAGGUCAAAGUCAUUGACCGCGAUGGUAGCGAAAUUCUUGAAACCGCUCGCGGCGACAUGUACAUCUUCGAUAGCGCCAAGACAUAUGAUCUUGUACUCAUUCUGAAAAUGCCAUCCUCAGGCCACGUUGGCCUGGUCAACGCAGGGUUGUGGCAUCCGACAGAGCGCGAUCGAUUUGUGACAGCCAGCUCAGACAGCACCGUGCGCAUCUGGGACAUUUCUAACAAAAAGUCACUCCUUGCCGCCAAGUGUCGUUCGCGAGCUGGCAAGCGUACGGGUGUCAACUGCAUCGUUAUGACGCGUGAUGGGCGGUAUCUAGUGGCAGGCUGUGAGGAUGGCGCGAUUCACGUUUUCGUGUGCUCCAAAACCAUGAUCCGACCCAAGACCCAGGUGUUCGAUGCCCACGAAGGCGAAGUGACUAGUCUUUGCCUUGCUCGUGAUGGUGAUACACUCUACUCGCGAAGCACUGACGGCACUGUGAAGCGAUGGAGCUUAAAGGCCCUGCGCCGCUCCGAGGCCACACGUGGUGAACUGCCGUGCUUUUACAACUGCACCGACAUUGUUCUCAGCCCCGAUGAGCGGUUUGUGCUGACUGGUACCUCGGGCAGCGACACCUUCCGUGGCGCCUUGGUCAUCUUGCGUGCCAAGACGCUGGAGCCUGCAUAUCAGGUUUCUGUGCCAAGUCGCGGCGUCUUGCGCAUUCUUUGGCAUCUCAAGAUCAACCAAAUCAUGGUGGCAUGUGCGGACGGCACUGUCAAAGUUCUCUUCGACCCCGUCAAGAGCGAUCGUGGUGCCAAGAUGUGCGCUACGCGCGCACCGCGCAAGAAGGAUCCCUUGGACAUGGAAUUUGGCAACCUCAACUCGGCUGCGCUAAACCCUUAUACGAUGGACGAAAUGCGCGAGGGCCGCUGGCAAGACAAGCAGUUUGCGGCCGCACGCAAAGCCAAGCAGCUCAAAGACCCCAAGGCAGCCCGUAUCCCCGAGCGACCGGUGCAGCCUACACGCAAUGUGGGCGUGGGUGGACGUACUCUGGGCUACUCGAGCUCCAUCUCCCAGCUUGUGGCCAAACGUGCUGCCUACGAUCCAACACGCGAUCAAGACCCGCGCGAGGCAUUGCUCAAGUAUGCCGAAAAAGCCGAGGCCGAGCCCUUUUUCGUCUCCAAGGCCUAUGAAAAGACCCAGCCAGAGGCCAUUUACAACUUUGAAGAGCCAGCUCCGCAAGACGAUCAGGAUCCGCAGGAGAAGAAGCCCAAGUAUGAUCCCGAGUACAAGAAGAAGCAAUAUGUUGGGACCACCAGCGUCAGCACCGACUACUGA
Molecule: messenger RNA, 2115 nt
Organism: Monosiga brevicollis MX1
Lineage: Eukaryota; Choanoflagellata; Craspedida; Salpingoecidae
Exons: 19
Coding region: 1-2115 (704 amino acids)
Biological process (GO): regulation of DNA double-strand break processing
Cellular component (GO): nucleus; site of double-strand break
Molecular function (GO): protein binding
Source: RefSeq, a predicted model, not a curated record